Molecule: messenger RNA, 3538 nt
Organism: Cataglyphis hispanica
Lineage: Eukaryota; Metazoa; Arthropoda; Insecta; Hymenoptera; Formicidae
Product: leukocyte elastase inhibitor A-like
Exons: 9
Coding region: 910-2967 (685 amino acids)
Molecular function (GO): serine-type endopeptidase inhibitor activity
Source: RefSeq, a predicted model, not a curated record
GGAAAACACUCUUAUUAUACCGCCAUACAAAAACUUCGCUCCUCCGUGUCGCCGAGGUUGCCGCGGGGGCUUGGCGGGAAACGACACGAGCGCCGACAUCUUUGCCAUGUUGGCGGGAAACGUAGUAGUAGGGUCUCAGGAAAGUUCUGAUAAAGCUCAUUGGGAUGAGCGCAGCUCGUGCCAUCGCGCAUGCGUAGUAUUUGUCCCGCUAUUUGGAAAGAUCAGCUGUGCAUUUUGAUGGAGCGCUACCAGUCUUUGGAAGACUGGUUUCUGUCGCAAGUACACGCAAUACAUCCCGAUGAUAAAUGUUUCCUUGUGCGCCCUCAUUGUGGCUUUACCAGGGUGCCUGCAUGAAUCUGAAGUAGAUCGAACACAUUAUGCAAGACGAUCGAUAUAAAAGCAUAAGGAUACUUUUAUAUAAACAAAAACAUCAGCGGAAGGAAAGUAUCGUGUAAACUAUGCUUAAAGCGUAAGCGAGAUUGGUGUGAGUCACAGCCUCGUCCUCCUCCAGUUAUGUCGUGGUAUUCGCGCUCGCAUCUCUCUCCGCAUCUCUCUGCGCUAUCAUAGUCGGCCUGGGUACCAAUAAAAGAGAUCGCCGAGACCGAUGCCCGGUUAGUAUUCGCGUGUUCCACGCGACACGUGUCACGAGUGAGACUUGUCUGACGGCAAUUUAAAGCGUAGAGAUAAAGAGCUUCAUUUUCAAAGCCAGUUUCCGAGGUAAUUAUCAUGUCCAUAUGACAUUCGGCAUUCGCAACGUGAAAAAUAGAUUGAACUUGACCUAUAUCUAGAGGACAUUGAAGCGUCGUAGUAGCGUAAAUCCAAGCGGUAAAUCGAUUGAGAGAAUCGAGGACAUUUCGAGGACUUUGAGGAUUGUAUUGUCGCGCUUUCUCUCAGAUACUUGUAGAAAACAUGGUACGAAUAUGGUUGACGUUUGGUCUUUUGAUCUUGGCUGGUGGUCAGAUCGUCUAUCCGGAUCAAUAUCAGCAGAGAAUGACAUUUGGCACGAGUCGUGCACCUGCUCCUGGAUCACAACCUGCUAAUUAUCCUGCAUUACAAACAGUCAACAAUAGUCAAUCAGUUCAAAUUAAACAAUCCAAUCAAGAGUCCGCUCCGCAAUCCGAUGUCGCGGGUCGAGGAACGGCACAAAUUAAUCCUUCAACUCAAUUACCCUUUUAUCCCUCAAUAAGUCCAACAGCUAAUCUGACAGCUAGUCCGUUAUUGGAAAAUUGGGGUGAUCAUGUGAACAAUAUUAUAGCCAGAGGAAUCAUGAAAUUUUCUUUGGACUUGAAUAAAGCGAUAUACAAUACUAAAGACACAUCAAUGGCUAAUCAUCGUGAAAACGUCAUCUUUUCUCCACUCAGUGUUGCUGUUGCAUUAUCAUUAAUCUUGUUGGGUUCCGCCGGCAGGACUUUCAACGAAGUCUCGCAUGUGCUCGGUUUGGAAUCAGGUAUUGACAUAUCUCAACACUCGGAAAUUGUUCAUCAGACGUUUGGCCAAUUGCUGGAUAUCGCGAAUUUCAGAAUUGAGGGAAGCAAUAAGCCGCGCGUAGAUUCCGCCAGUGGUGUUUUCAUUCAGGAAGGAUAUCCAAUUCGUCCUGAAUUUCGCGCGAUUAGCACGAAUGUGUAUAAGAGUGAAGUAAUAAAUUUAGAUUUUGAAAAAAAAGGGAAAGAAGCUGAAGACAUAAUAAACAAUUGGGUAAAGCAACGGACAAUGGGAAAGAUCGACGGUAUAUUGAACAGCGUCCCGGAUCCGACGACCAUGGUCAUUUUGUUAUCGGCGCUAUAUUUCAAAGGAGAAUGGAAUCAACAUUUCUUAGAAGGCAUGACACAGAGAAAACAAUUCUUCAUUGAACCGAAUGAGACGAUCGGGAUAGAUAUGAUGUACAACGGCGGUAAUUUCCCCUUUUACGAAGACAAAUCACUAGGCGUUAAAAUAUUGGCUCUACCCUAUAAAGGCUUAGAGAUGUCAAUGUACGUGCUUUUGCCAAAAGUCGAAGGAGCCACUGCUUUGAAGAAUUUUCAGGACCAACUAACGGUUGAGACUAUUGAAAACUUAAUAAGUAAUCUCAAGAAUCAAACCUGUAUCAUCGGUUUUCCUCGAAUGAAACUCUCGAGUACGUUAAGUUUGAAUAGUGCGCUACAAAAUUUGGGUUUACGUUCGUUAUUUGACGCGAAAACUGCGGAUUUAAGUCUCUUGUCGAGUGGAUACGGUCAAAAUGCAGCGGCUGCGCCAACUUUACAAGUGGCACCGCAUAUUUCACGGCAAGUGUUUCCAGAGCAAUUGUCGAGUAAAACCAACGAUUAUCUUAUCUUUUCACGGAUGGGGGAUAAUCAGGAUGUGAGUAACGGUGCGAGAGCAAAUUUUUUCAGGUACGACGAUAAGGAACGCGGUUAUAAUAUUGAGCAAUGGAACACAGGAUUUCAUAUUCACAAAAUUCGUAGAACACGUCGUGAGAGCAACGUUUUGGACGAAAAACAACACAACGUCAGAUCAUCACGGACGAUGUAUGCUACGGAGAACGAUGGCCUCGAGAAAGACACGAAGAUCAGUCACGAAAAUACGAGAUACGUGAAUUUAGAGGAGAACAAGUAUCGUUUCCAAAACGCUGAGAAGAAGACAAAGAACAGAAAGAGACGGCAGAGUCGACCCAUAGACGAGAACUUCUUGCGAUUUAUGCAAAGCAAGAAUUUCCCGUCUUACGGUCUUGAUGCUCUCCGAAAUAGUGCGAAUCUCGUGAAUCCGGGUUUAUUCGCCGAUGAGGUACUACAUAAGGUGGAGAUGGAUGUGACGGAAAAAGGAACGGAGGCCGCGGCGACAACCGGAAUACUUUUACGGCGAGACGGCAACCAAAAGAAACUGAUCGCCAAUCGACCUUUCCUCUUUUUCAUUAGACACGACCCCACGAAGCUUAUUCUCUUCUGGGGAACGGUUAAUGCGCCAGUUCCCAACUACGCUGUUGUCAGAUGAGAUGAGCUAUGAAUGUUCCGCAUAAAUAUGUAGAGUUCAUUUCCCUCGAAUAAUUUAUACGCGUAUAAUCUAUUUAUGUAUCCAUUUCGUGAUUAUUCGAACAAAUGCGAUUAUUAUUUCUUUUUUUUUUCUAGUGCUUAAUUUUCGCAUAAUCGUCUCGCAUUGAGCAAUGCGUUGCAACACAUUCCGUUUUAUCUAUCUUUUGUUUUAUCAUCUUAUAUAUAUAUGUAAUAGACACCUCGAUGUUAUCGUGUCAUAUGCUGAUAUUUUAAUAAGACAAUAUAUUAGUAAUUCUUAAUAUUACUUGCAAAUAAUGAACGAGUAAGAUUUUGCGUGGAUGAUAUUUAAAGAUGAUCGAAAAUAUUAUACUUUUGAAAAGAGAUCAAAAAUAUUAAUAAUUUCAAUUAAGUUUAUAGGACUUCGGAUGAAUGUGCAACACACUAUCAUAGUUGCCUUAUUUAAUUAUAACAAAGUACAAUUCAAAUUUUAAGCUUUAUUUGACACUGCAGUCUUAUUUUGCUAUAUGUGAUUCAUUUUGUACUUUUUCAAUAAUAAAAUAAUCUUUCUUUAA